Messenger RNA from Panthera uncia (snow leopard), 2156 nucleotides. It is a transcript of the gene PARP10, whose product is annotated as poly(ADP-ribose) polymerase family member 10. NCBI's taxonomy places the organism in Eukaryota, Metazoa, Chordata, Mammalia, Carnivora, Felidae. The record is from RefSeq and is a predicted model, not a curated record.
AUGCUGGGGGUGGGGGACGGGGGGACCCCUGUGCGGAGCUGGCGGAGACCCGGCCGAGGGGGCGUUGGCACUUUUCAGGAGCCGGCAGUGGCCCAAGCGGUUCUACACCAGGACCACCGGCUGCAAGAAUCAGAGCUGAGCCUCCUCCCCCAUGAGCCUGAGAAUCUUGCCAAGGACACCAGUGGAGGGGACUGCCCGGUCGAGUUGGAGCCUGGGGCCACUGAGCAUGCUGUCCUGGAGGCUGGAGGGCCAGCAAGGGCACUGAAGGGUGCAGGGACGGUGACCCUGGGCUCUGAGGAGGCACCAGCACAGGUAGGAAGGAGCCUUCUGCAGACAGGUCCUAUAGGGUCUCUUGGAAAGGCUGGGCCAGUCAGCUUAGGGCUCAUGGGGUCACUGGGACGGGGGCUGGUGAGCCUGGGGCCAGUGGGCUCUUCAGAGGAGGCAGGGCUGAUGAGCCCGGGGUCUGUGGGGUCUCCAGGCCCAGCGGGCCCCAUGGAGAUUGCCCCAGGGUCUCUGGAGCAUGUGGGGUGGGUGAGCCUGGGGCCUGCGGGGCCACUGCGGGGCCACCCGGUGGGUAUGGCGCUGUCCCUGGAGCCAGGAACCAUGCCUUUCAUACAACUUGACCACGAGGACCUUCUUGCCGACCUGGGACAUGUUGCUGUCUUCCCGGUGGGAGGACCAGAUCUGAUGGGCUUUUGGCCGCACCCUGGCUGGGCUUGGCCACUGACCCAGAGGAGGUCCGAGGGCCGAUGGCCACCCUGGGGGACCCCGAUGGGGAGGGCUGGCCGCCUCCAGAGCCGGGGACAGAGAAGCCUGAGGGGGAGUCUGCACCCAGGGCCGGGAGGGGCCUGGGCGGCUGCAAGCAGAGACGUGCUGGCCGCGAGCGGUCCCUGGAGCUUCAAGGCCGGGCGGCCCAGCAGGAGGACGCUGUGUGCCGCAGUGAGCCCUGGCCCUCUCCUUGCUGGAUCCCCUGUGUUGGAGGCAGAAGAUGGGCUCCCAGGUGGGGGGCACUGGUGGCCAGGCCUGGCUGGUGGCGCGUGUGGCCUUUGAGCAGGAUGGGGGCCUCUCCCUGCCGGAUUCCUGGUCUGAAGCAUGGGGUGGUGACGCCAUCUCGCGGCUACCGUGAGGAUUGCUCGUUUCACAGACAACGUGCCCGGCGCCGUUCUGGGAUCUUCUGCCUGCCACAGCGUCUGCCCCAGCAAAAACAGGGCUCGCUGCAGUAUUUUUACUUGCCUAGAUGUGGAAACUCUGAGCGUGGGUGUGCCUCAAAGACCGGGAGCCACCGGUGGGGAACCAGCGCCCCGAGCUGACAAGCAGCAGGACGAAGGGUGGCCGCAAGGUGAGGGCAGGUCUGAAGAUGAGCUGGCCACUUAGGAAGGAGGGCAGGGCGAGCGCUCACGGCCCGCAGACAGGCACGCGGGAGGGGACUGUGGAGCCCGGCUCGUCGCUGAGGCACAAAGCUGUGGCCUUCCCCCGACCUGGCCCAGACACGCGCCACCGCCGGCCCCACCGCUCUCCUGCAGCUAUCACGAGGCUCCGUGUUUGGGCCGUACGGUGAUGGACAUAGAGCGAUAAUGAAAAAAUACUCACCGUUAAACCGCAGAGGCAACAGGGAACUGAAAUCCUAGUUGUUACAGCUGUGUUGCAUGAAAGAAUACUCUAGGGCUCAAGGACUCGUGGCACUUAAUUUUUUUUUUUUUUUUUUUUUUUUUUUUUUUUACUUUCUUCCUGUUUUCUGGGUUGUGCUCGGCUGCUGGGUGGUGCCUGGCACCCCCUUGUUCCCUUCCUGCAGAUUCUUCACCUGCUUAGUAGAGGUAACUCCUUGGGUGGGUAGUAAAUAUCCUGGGCUCUUAAAUCUAUUUUGCCUUUUACCAUUACAGGUCAUUUGCAUCUAUCAGUUGAUAUUGGAAUAACUCCCCCCCCCCCCCCCCCCAUGACAGUUGCCAGGUGUUCGAGACCUUCCUGUGAAGCUGAGUAUGUGCCGCGAGUUCUCGUGUACCCAAAACUGCUUGUUUCCUCCCACCGUCUGUAGCGUCGCUGGCUACGGCAUUCAGGGCCAAAGUGUGUUUUCCCUCAGAUCUUUGAAAGACAGCACUCUUUUUCUUUGCUCUUAAACAGUUUGUCGUUUGGAAAGCUAAAUAAAAAUCCACUUGUGG